Messenger RNA from Salarias fasciatus (jewelled blenny), 4094 nucleotides. Its product is annotated as toll-like receptor 7. The record is from RefSeq and is a predicted model, not a curated record. Lineage: Eukaryota; Metazoa; Chordata; Actinopteri; Blenniiformes; Blenniidae. Gene Ontology annotation, molecular function: pattern recognition receptor activity; protein binding. The transcript is spliced from 2 exons. Gene Ontology annotation, cellular component: plasma membrane. Bases 50 to 3211 code for a protein of 1053 amino acids. Gene Ontology annotation, biological process: positive regulation of interleukin-6 production; toll-like receptor signaling pathway; canonical NF-kappaB signal transduction.
CUCCGUUUGACUCGGUAACUCUGUCCAAGGCAAGGGCCUCUGUUCAACGAUGCCUUCCCACCUGCUGUGUAUGGCACUGCUGGGCCUUUGGUCCUGCGCUCCGGUAUUCACAGCGGGCAUCUACUACCCAAAGACGCUUCCAUGUGACGUUAUCGAGAUCAACAACGGGAGUGAGGUGAAAGUGGAUUGCACCGAAAGAAGCCUCAAAGCUGUCCCCCGGGGCAUUCCAGGAGAUACCACCAAUCUGACGCUUACCAUCAACCACAUUCCUCAGCUGAACUCCACCUCCUUCUACGGCUUGGAGAACCUGACUGAGAUCGACAUGAGGUGCAACUGCGUGCCCAUCAAAAUCGGCCCCAAGGAUCAUAUGUGCACUCAAAGUGUGACGAUUGCAGAAAACACCUUCACCAACCUGAGGAAUCUGCGAGCGCUGUACCUGGACGGCAAUCAGCUUGAGAGUAUCCCUACAGGACUGCCUCCAGAUCUGAUCCUGCUGAGUCUGGAAGUGAAUCACAUUUACAGGCUUUCUGUAGCAAACCUGUCUGCGGUCAGAAAUGUUGAGGUGCUUUAUCUUGGCCAAAACUGCUAUUUCCGUAACCCCUGCAAUGAGUCCUAUGUUAUAGAGAAUGGCACAUUCUCACAAUUUAGCAAUUUAAAAGUGCUUUCCUUGAAGGCAAAUAACUUGUCCUUUAUUCCAUCCCAACUACCAACGACCUUGAAGGAGUUGUAUCUCUACAACAACAACAUUCAUAUGGUCACUGAGGAGGAUUUCAAAAACCUAACCAACCUUGAGAUUCUGGAUAUAAGUGGAAACUGUCCUCGAUGUUACAACGCCCCCUUUCCCUGCACCCCAUGCCCGGACAACGCACCACUUAAAAUCAGCAAGAUGGCUUUCCAAACAUUGACCAAACUCAACACGCUGCGCCUCCAUAGUAACUCCCUGACACACGUGAUGUCCGAAUGGUUCGCUCACAUGAAAGAGCUCAGAGUUCUUGAUUUGUCGUCAAACUUUCUAGCACGUGAGAUCGGAGUUGCUCAAUUCCCAAUAAAACUGGGUAAACUAGAAGAACUGGACCUCUCGUUCAACUACGAGCUUCAGAGGUAUCCUCAGACUCUGAGGCUGAGCUGCAGUUUCUCCAAUCUCAGUUCGCUAAAAAUCCUCAGGCUGAAGGGUUUCGUGUUUCAGCAGCUGAGCCCAGACAGCAUUGCUCCACUGAAACAUCUGAAAAACCUCGAGGUUGUCGAUCUGGGUACAAACUUCAUUAAGAUAGCAAACCUCAGCCUUCUGAUGGAAUUAAAAAGCUUUAAAAUCAUCAGUCUGUCGGACAACAAAAUAUCUUCUCCCUCUGAUGGGCAGGAAGCCGUUGGAUUCUCUGGAGGAGAGCCUUUCAACUGGUCUCCCAUGUCAGCUGAAGCUCACUACCAAUAUAAUGAGGCCAGAGAGAUCCACUACUUCAGAUAUGAUGAAUAUGCACGCAGCUGUAAAUAUAAAGACAAGGAGCUUGGACAGAUUACAUCCUUCGUCAAUGCCAACUGUAGUCAGUUUGGCAAAACCCUCGAUGUGAGCCGAAACAACAUAUUCUUCUUGCACUCAAAAUAUCUCAAUCUAACAGAGCUGAGAUGUCUCAAUCUGUCUGGAAAUGCAAUGAGCCAAAGUUUAAACGGAUCUGAAUUCAUCCAUCUGACUAAUUUACAGUACUUAGACUUUUCCCUGAAUCGCCUCGACCUGCUCUACUCCACCGCAUUUCAAGAGCUAGUCAGCCUGGUCAUCUUGGAUCUAAGUAACAACAACCACUAUUUUGAAUCGGAGGGUGUGACUCACAUGCUAAACUUUACCAAGAACCUGAAAAACCUAAAAAUACUGCUCAUGAACCACAACAAGAUCUCUACUUCCACAAACACUGAGCUUGAGAGCGACUCGUUAGAGCGACUAGAGUUCAGAGACAACCGCUUAGACAUUUUGUGGAGAGAUGGGGACACCAGAUACGUCAACUAUUUUAAGAAAUUAUACAAUCUUGUAGUCCUUGACAUCUCUAAAAACAACCUUCGCGAUAUCCAGGCGCAAGUGUUCCCUGGACUACCAGACAAGCUUUGUGAACUCUACCUGAAAAACAACAAACUGAACAGCUUUAGAUGGGAGAAUUUACAAUACCUUUAUUCUCUGCAGGUCUUAGAUCUCAGUGGGAACAGCUUAACCACCGUGCCGCCCAUUCUGUCAAACUGCACCAAAUCUCUCAAGAAGCUAAUUUUGCGUCAUAACCGAAUCCUAAAACUCACACCAGAUUUCCUGAAAAAUGCCUACAGUUUAAAGUAUUUGGAUCUUAGUUCUAAUGAAAUAGCGCAUGUUGAAGAGUCCAGCUUUCCAGAUGACGUUAUUAAUCAGAUGGACAUGUUACUUCUUCACAAAAACAGAUUCCUAUGCACCUGCAAUGCCACCUGGUUUGUCAACUGGCUCAACAGGACCAACGUGACCAUCCCCAAACUGGGCACAGACGUUACCUGUGCCAAUCCAGGGGCACAAAGAGGUCAUCCCGUCAUCUCAGUAGACCUGUCGGCCUGCCAGUACAACUACCUGUCUAUUAUUCUAUUCAUCCUGGUGACCUCCGUCAUCCUCUCUCUCCUUACCCUGUCCAUCUCCAGCCAUCUCUUUCUGUGGGACGUCUGGUACAUCUACCACUUCCUCUGGGCCAAGGUCAAAGGCUAUCGGCGCCUGGGCUCCUCGAGCAUGGUCUAUGACGCCUUUGUCAUCUAUGACAAGGACGAUCCCGCCGUGUCGGAGUGGGUGACGAAGGAAAUGUGCGUUCAACUGGAGCGCCGCGGGGACCGCCACUUCACGCUGUGUCUGGAAGAGAGAGACUGGAUCCCGGGGUGUCCCCUGAUCGACAACCUGUCCCAGAGCAUCCACAGGAGCAAGAGGACGGUCUUCAUUCUCACCCAGAAAUACAUGAAGGGGGGAAACUUCAAGACGGCCUUCUACAUAGCUCACCAACGGCUCAUGGACGAGAAAGACGACGUCAUUGUGUUGAUUUUCUUGGAGAAAAUCCCGUGCAAUUCAAAGUACCUGAGACUGAGGAAGAGGCUGUACAAGCAGUCUGUGCUGGAGUGGCCCUCCAAUCCUCAGGCCCAGCCGUACUUCUGGUUCAGCCUGAGGGGUGUGCUUUCAACUGAAGGUCACAAACAAUACAACAACCUCUUCAAAGAGACGCUGUAAACAGAACAACAGACGGAAGCAUUUAAAACCUUGACUCACUUCAGUUUGAAUGUACUUCUUUAAAUGAAAGACAGCAUGUGAAAAUCACACUGUUUAAAUGUAAUCACAACCAAUCAGGAUGUAAUGUUUUUCAUUAACUGUACAACAGCCGUGUGUGUUCUGCUAACUGCUAUUAAGGAACUAUUUAGCACUGUACAUUUUCAUCUUGUGUGAACUACCAAUGAAACCGCUGACUUCUCUGAAAAAGGGAAAUGAAAGAGACACACUUCUUGAAUUCACAUGCCAGUUCUUCCCCACAAACGGUCUUGUUGUGUCCCCUCCUGUGUCUAUUAUUUAAUGUUAAAAUUCAGCAGCACGGGGGUUUUUAGAGUUUGUGGCGGCAAUAGAGAAAGGGUGAGAAAUAAGAUACUUUUACUUCUCUUACACUGCUGAUUGGCACGCAAAGUACUGUUUCUGAUUUUCUAGUCAAAUCUUAACGGAAAUUUUUCAAAAUCCCAGAUUCGAGCAUUACCUGUUUUCAAGGUUGUCCUUUGACGAUCACACAGGAUCAGUAAUACAUGCACCAUGGUAAGUUUUAAGAACACAAGUUCUCUCUAUUUGUAAAAUAAGUCAUAUAGAAAGCAGAAGAUUUUUACGGUUGGUGUUUAUUUUCAUCGACUUGACUGAAAAAAUUUGCAGGAUUACGUUGUUGAGCAGGAGUGUUCGUGUGUAUAUUUAUGUUAUAUAAUACUUCAUGCUUCAUUGUCUUGUACAGUCAAGAUUUUUUGCUGUAGAAUUUCUCUGCAUUUAUAUGAAUCCAAAGAGUCGGGAUGUUCAUAUAACUCAUUACAAGUCGUUUGAUGUGUUUUGAAUGACGCACAGUCCAUUAAAGUUUAAAACGUUG